AUGGCGUUCCGGCUCUAUCUUUCAGGCGGCGCUGCUCUGCCUGUCCUGGCAGUUCUCCUGUCGGCAGGCAUCUGGUGGAGCUCCGGCGAGCCCCUGCCGCGCCCGUUCAACCUCACCACCCGCUGGCAGAGCCGGCUCCAGUUCUGGCAUCUCAACACCACCUCGGCCGUCGCCGCCUUCGUCCGGGUGGGCCGCGCCGACCUCGGGGAGCGCUGCCUCAUCGAUGCGGAGUGCUGGGAGAGCCUGGAGGGCGCCGGGUGCGUGGACGGCGUGUGCGCGUGCCCGGCGCCGGCGCUGACGGCGCGCGGUGACUGCGUCAUCAGCAACUGCUCCGAGCUGACGGCGCUGGGCGUCACCACCAGCGGCCAGCACUGGAUGCGGCUGGCCACCGGCGCCGCGCUCACUGCCCUCUACUGCGACAUGGAGACCGACGGGGGCGGCUGGACCGUGUUCCAGCGGCGCCAGGACGACACCGAGCAGGUCGACUUUUACAGAAACUGGCAGGACUACCGCGAUGGCUUCGGCAACGUCUCCGGCCAGCUCUGGCUGGGCAACGAGCUGAUCCACCAUCUGACGGCGCGCGGGCCGCACCAGCUGCGCAUCGACAUGGAAGACUUUGAGGGCGACCGACGCUUCGCGCAAUACGCCAGCUUCUCGCUGGUAGACGAGGCGGACAACUACCGACUGUCGGUGAGCGGCUUCACAGGGAACGUGAAUGACUCGUUCGCUUAUUAUCACAGCGGCUUCGAGUUCUCCACCAAAGACAGAGACAACGACAGGACCGGCAAGGAGUGGUGUGCCAAGUCGUACCAGGUCGAGUAA
Amphibalanus amphitrite is the source of this 822-nucleotide messenger RNA. Its product is annotated as ryncolin-2-like. The record is from RefSeq and is a predicted model, not a curated record. Lineage: Eukaryota; Metazoa; Arthropoda; Thecostraca; Balanomorpha; Balanidae. Bases 1 to 822 code for a protein of 273 amino acids. The transcript has 3 exons.